AUGUCUGCGGUAGUGUGCGGCAAGAGGUCCUCCAUCUUCAGCGACGAUCUUGUAGCUUCCCCUUCCUCCCCUCCGUCCCCUUCCCACCACCAUCACCCCGCCAAGCGGGCCCGCUGCUCCCCGUCCCGCCGGAGGGAGGUUCUGCUCCACCACCACCUCCUCCCGCUCUUCCCCGACAUGGAUCCCCAGUUGCUUGAAAAAGCUCUUGAGGCCUCUGGAGAUGAUUUGGACUGCGCAAUAAAGAGAUUAAACGAGCUGCGCCUGGAGUCAGCUGGGCCUAUGCUAUCUGCCACUGUUUUUUGCGAAUCUGAGAAGGGCAUAUCAUCAGCUCUUAAGUUAUCGGCUGAAGGUACCACCAGCAAUGGCCAUUUGGACGUAGCUACAGAAAACCCACCGGCAACUGAUAACUCUCAGACAAAUCAUCAUAGCUCUGAAUGGGUUGAGCUGUUUGUCAAAGAGAUGAUGAGCUCCUCCGACAUAGAUGAUGCACGAGCUCGUGCAUCCAGGGCUUUGGAGGUGUUUGAAAAAUCCAUCAUGGAUCGAGUUGGAGCUGAAGCAGUGCAGAAUUUGCAUAGGGAAAAUGUGAUGCUAAAGGAUCAACUGGCAAUAAUUCUCCGAGAGAAUGCUGUUCUGAAGCGGGGCGUUGCGAUACAGCAUGAACGCCAAAAAGACUUUGAUGCGAGGACUCAGGAAGUCGACAGCCUGAAACAGUUGGUAUUGCAGUAUCAGGAGCAGCUGAAAACUCUUGAGAUAAAUAAUUAUGCACUUAGUGUGCAUUUGAAGCAGGCUCAGCAGAACAAUUCUAUGCCUGGACGUUUCCCGCCUGAUGUCUUCUAA
Miscanthus lutarioriparius is the source of this 837-nucleotide messenger RNA. The record is from the annotation of a GenBank genome assembly. NCBI's taxonomy places the organism in Eukaryota, Viridiplantae, Streptophyta, Magnoliopsida, Poales, Poaceae.